Molecule: messenger RNA, 2241 nt
Organism: Daldinia vernicosa
Lineage: Eukaryota; Fungi; Ascomycota; Sordariomycetes; Xylariales; Hypoxylaceae
Exons: 3
Coding region: 571-1674 (367 amino acids)
Source: RefSeq, a predicted model, not a curated record
CGGCACUUUCCCAAUCAAGAUGGACUUGAAAAGUCUCGCAUAAUAUGUAAGAAACACUUCCAAGUUUUAAGUGCCUUACCUAUUACCUUGUACCUGCCAAUGCACCCGGGGUACCCCGCCAAAUAUAGCCUUAGUUCUUUACCAGCUUUGACUACUUCCUUGAAGGUUGAUCUCUGAGCUAUUUGCAACUGUUUCGAAAGUGGAAAAGGAGGUUAUCCUCAUAUUUUUAGUGCGAGAAUAUCGCGUAACUACCAAACUUUAACUAUCUCGGAUCCAAUGCUUUAACAUCGGAGUAUGCAAUAUACUCUAGGUCCGGUAUGACUGCCUCGUGUGCAGUUAAUAACAUAGGCGCAUGUACUUCCAAUAGCCGUUGUUGCCUUAGGCCUUCACAGAGGCCAGCUUUUAUGGUGCACGGAUCUAGGUUGCAUCGAGCUGCAUCUAUGUUUCCUAACCAAAGAAUAUGUCACAUCGUCAGGCAUCUCCCACCAGGCUCAUCUAUCGCUCCUAUCCAAAUACGGAAGUCCUUGGUCUAAGCUAGUUAUCGAGGCUGAGGUUACGUUGAUUUGCCUUAUGACGGACACAGACUCGGAUGCAGAGCCGGAUAGCACUCCGGCCACGCCGGCGCUGCAGACGCCGCCUAGGAGCGCCAAGCCAGAAGAGUAUCAUCACCCCUGGUCAUUAUACCAUGCCGCCGCAACUCCUCAAUCAUCACCACCAGCUUCACCAUCCUUGCCGUCCUUGCGUCUUCAUUCCUUGGGCAUGUCUCCGUUUUCUCCAGCGCGUCGCCAGUUUUCAUCGCCCCUUAUUAAAUCAGCAUCCGCUCUACAUCUAGCUGAGGCAGGCCGGCCCGGACGAGAAUCUGUUGUACAAGACAGCAAAGAUGUCCUCGUGCAGCGACUAAAUGAUCUCGCCGCUCAGCUGAGCAAACAGGAUAAUAUCCAAGAGCACAAUGUCAAUAGUCUCCAUGCGAAAGUGGAUGAGAUGGAAAAGGCCCUAUCCACGAAAGACUAUCCGCCAAGUCGAAGAUCUCUAAGGUCUAGACCUAGCAGCCUGAUACUCCGGGAUAACAGAAGUGAGCGCGACUCCUUUUGGGGACCGCUAACACCAGGGCAUACGAUGCCCAGUAUUUCGACCACGCCGUUGCCUACAUACGCAUCUUCAUCAACCCAAACUGAAGGAAGUCAAACUGAAGGAAGUCCUAGCACUCCCAAAGUCGCUGCCGCUAAGGGGUCUCAUAUGUCGGCAGCGCAGGCUAAUCGAAUCGCCACAGAAGCACAAAAUUUGUGCAAGGAACUGGAAGAGGUUGUCUCGGGUCUACGCGCUCGGCAGGAGGAGACAGAGCAUAUUCACGAACUGUUUAUCACACGUGCGGAACGCGCCGCGCAGAGAAUCAUUCAUCUCGAAAAGCGGGUUAAGGAGCUCGAAUGUGAGCGAAACGAAGGUGAGAUGGAGAUGCUUAGCCUACAGAUUCAGCUAAAGGCGAUCGAGGUGCAGUGCUUAAGCUACGUGCCGAAAGAUGCCGAUGAGGAACUGCGAGAAAGCAUCUCUGCAUGGAAAACAGAGUGGUCUGCCUUAAAGCGGAAAAGAGCCCGGAGAAAAGCUAGCGCAGGCGAAGAUACCGGAACAAUAGGAACUCCCACCAGACAGUCGAGGAAUACGUCUUUUCCAAGCUGAAUUAGUACAUAGGUACUAUAUUUGUACAUCAUUACCUGCUGAAGGUGUCUGGCGGUCUAGGGGUAUUACUUAGAGGGGCAAACAACGGUGCCGAUCAUACGUAUAAUACGUAUAUUCAUCAGCUUGGAGUUGCCCAGCAGGCGCUCAGCAUUGUAUAUAUGUCAGUGUAACCAAGGCUGACUGAAGGAAUUUACAAAAUCAGACAACCUCGACAACCUUACCGAGCAUCUCGUGGUGCUACGUUAUACAGGAAUUAGCACAGGUUGCACAAGUUGCGCAGAUCCGCUUUCAGUUAUAAAAUGCGCAAACAACGAGCUGCUCGGUAAGACAAGGAAGACGAGAUGGUUUCAUCUACUGCUUGACUCGUCUAAGGUUCGAGUAUUACGAAUAUUAUGCAGUACAUGUACGACGCACCACAUGACCUAUCGCAUCGCCGACUUAAUGGUUCAGCGGAUUCGAUGCGACUAGGGGGACACGCGGGUGCCCAACAACCGCGGAAUGCCGGCAAAAAUCAUUUAUCACAUUGCAUCUUAACUUAGCGAUUAGAUCAUUGAUACGAAUAUACAU